This is a messenger RNA of Anopheles aquasalis, 1991 nucleotides long. RefSeq names its product alkylated DNA repair protein alkB homolog 8. Gene Ontology annotation, cellular component: nucleus; cytoplasm. The record is from RefSeq and is a predicted model, not a curated record. Gene Ontology annotation, molecular function: tRNA binding; S-adenosylmethionine-dependent methyltransferase activity; tRNA (5-carboxymethyluridine(34)-5-O)-methyltransferase activity. Lineage: Eukaryota; Metazoa; Arthropoda; Insecta; Diptera; Culicidae. Gene Ontology annotation, biological process: tRNA methylation; tRNA wobble uridine modification.
UGAAGAUGCUCGGCUUAUCCAAGGGUGCUGCGAAAAAGAUUGGAAAGAAAGUUAAGCGAUGCCAACUGCUGAUUGCAAAAGAUGCAGGAAUUCAGUUCACGGAAGAGCCAACCGAAUUCUUGGUGGUGUGCAACGCCGGACUCUCGACCGGUCUGGAACAGGAAAGGUUGCUGAAGGAAGUCCUUCUGCACGUUGGUCAAGUGCAGGCAAUAUUAAUGCCUCCUGGGAAAUCCUAUUGCUAUCUGCGUUUGGCGUCGAAUGGUGCCGCUGCAACGGUGUAUAACGCCAUGAAUGGAAUUUGCCCUCUAGGGCAAGAUGGAGCGGUCCUGCUGCUGGCAUUUUGCUGUGGUUUUCCCUGCUGCUUGAUCAAUCCUUGGAAUGCACCGAUGCCUGAGGGAUUGAUUUUGGUGCGAGAUUUCGUCGACAAACAGCUGGAGCAGGAGCUACUCAGUGCGGUAGACUUUGGCGUGACUCUGGAAGACAUUUCCGAGCAAAAAGUAACAAAUGCCUUAAAAAACCGUAAAGUGAAGCAUUACGGUUACGAGUUUCUUUAUGGAACGAAUAACGUGGAUAAGACAAAACCAUUACUUGACCACAAGAUACCGAGUGCCUGCGAUGGGUUGUGGGAAAAACUACGAGCCUCACACCCCAACCUCUGUUGGCACGUUCCGGAUCAGAUGACGGUUAAUCAGUACGAGCCGGGACAAGGCAUUCCGGCACAUGUUGAUACACACAGUGCCUUUGAGGAUCCGAUACUGUCACUCUCGCUCGGAAGCGACAUCGUAAUGGAGUUCAAACAUGCCGCAUCCGGUCGCCAAGCGUUCGUGGAUUUGCCCGCCCGUUCCUUACUGAUCAUGUCUGGCGAGAGCCGCUACAUUUGGACGCAUGGUAUUACACCCCGUAAGCUGGACACUAUUUUGGUUCCCGAUGGAAGCGGGCUGACUAUACGGAAGCGCCAACGGCGUAUUUCGUUAACAUUUCGCAAGCUCCGUCUUAGUGAGCGGUGUGACUGCGCUUUUUCCGAUUGCUGCGAUUCAAAAAAGCGAACUACGUUUGCACAUCAGGCAGACUUACUGGAGACUCAUGCCGCUCUGGUUGAGGCAGAAAAUGUUCAUCGGGUGUACAACCAAAUAGCGAAACACUUUAGCGAUACACGGCACUCGCCAUGGCCGAGAGUUGAAGCCUUUCUGCAAACACUAAACGUCGGUGACGUGCUACUUGAUGUUGGAUGUGGAAAUGGAAAAUAUUUAGGAUCAAAUUCAUCGGCCUUCAUGUUGGGCUGUGAUCGUAGUGAUGGGCUGCUACAGGUGUGCGCAGAUCGAGGUUUUAACGUGCUUCAGUGUGAUUGUCUUGCCUUACCGGUACGGGAUGGUUCCGCGGAUGCCUGCAUCAGCAUUGCCGUGCUACAUCACCUGGCCACAAAAGCCCGACGCCGUAGGGCGAUUUCGGAAAUGAUACGCGUACUGCGCACCGGUGGACGGGCACUGAUUUAUGUGUGGGCCAAAAAUCAGGAAGAAAACGCCAAAAAGUCAAGCUAUCUACGACAAAAUAAGCAAAACAACAAACCAAAACCGGUAGAGAAUCCCGAACAGCAGACGGUGGCUUCAUCGAUUGCUGCGGUGGAAUGCGUUGCAGGAAUGCCGGAAUGUACACUACCCGUGCAUACGAAUCGGACUCCAUUCCAGCAUCAAGAUCUGCUAGUGCCAUGGAAACUGCGAACAGAAAGCAACGAAGAAGCCGAAAAACAAACGUUUCUUCGUUUCUACCACGUGUUUGAAAAGAACGAAUUGGAGCAAGUGUGCCUUGAUAGCGGCGAUAACAAUGUACAAAUUGUUGAAAGCUUCUACGAUCAGGGUAAUUGGUGUGUUGUAAUGGAAAAAAUGUAGGGCCAAUGUCGGUUAGGAUACCGUAAAUCCGAUUCAGCACUGUUGGUUGCUUCCGAAAUUCCUCGUCAAUAGAUUGCUGAUUACGAAUCAAGUCUUGGUACUCCU